This is a messenger RNA of Adineta ricciae, 630 nucleotides long. NCBI's taxonomy places the organism in Eukaryota, Metazoa, Rotifera, Eurotatoria, Adinetida, Adinetidae. The record is from the annotation of a GenBank genome assembly.
AUGGGCACAUUAUGUAGCUCAUUCAAAACAGCAGAACAUACUUCUCCGAUAGAUCUCUCACAGAGACAAUUGACGAAGUUGAACGAACUAACGAAUAUACCUGAAAAUGAUAUCUUAAUCUACUAUCGCCAAUUCAUGACUAUCAGUCCGAAUGGACGAAUGACCCAAGCACAAUUUGAUGAUCAAUUGAAAAUGCUCAGGGCAUCGACCGACCGAAGUCAAGCAAUAUUUCGAAUGAUCGAUAAGGAUAACUCCGGUCAAAUUUCAUUUCAAGAAUAUCUUCAAUCAAUCGCGACAUUCUCUCAGCAAUCUCAGCCAGAACAACAAUUAGGCACAGUAUUUGAUACUUAUCAGGCUUUAUCGCGACAAAGUUUAAAACCAACAUCAGAUGAGUUACAAAUCGAAGGAAUGACUAGAAAUGAUAUUGAACAUAUGUUAAAACGAAUGCAUCCUAGAAUUUCGCAAGCUGAAAUUGAUAAUCUAUGCAAUCGAUAUAUGGAUAAUGAUCAGAACAAAAACGGAUAUAUAAGUAAACAAGAAUUCAUUGCAGCAUGUAUGAAAAACGCCAAACUCAUGGAACAAUUAGGACAUCAAGAUGCGGUGGCUAAAAUUGAAACAAGUGAAAAAUAA